Messenger RNA from Eupeodes corollae, 3816 nucleotides. Its product is annotated as PHD finger protein 14. NCBI's taxonomy places the organism in Eukaryota, Metazoa, Arthropoda, Insecta, Diptera, Syrphidae. Gene Ontology annotation, biological process: regulation of transcription by RNA polymerase II. Bases 167 to 3370 code for a protein of 1067 amino acids. The record is from RefSeq and is a predicted model, not a curated record. The transcript has 10 exons.
UGAAGUGUAUUGAAAUAAAAAACUUGUCUCUCAAAAUCGGGAAAAUAUUUUUCUGGUCGUGUUAAAGUACAAUUUUAUAAAAAUAACUAUCAAUUAGAAUUGCAAAACAAUGAGAACCUUGUAAAUCGCAUAUAUCACAAUCGUUUGAAGAUACUUUUGUGUAAAAAUGGGCCCGCCUAACAAUCGCAUGAAGUCUCGUGUGCCCAAGAUGACCACCCAGACUCUACUCGACUUCGAUCUGGGAGAGAGUUCGUCCGACAGUGAUUUCCGGAUUGAGGACCACGCCGAGAGUGAUGACGAUUUCUCGGAUGGGUCCAAAGACAAGGAGAGCAAUCAGGGAGGUGAUGGGAACUCGAAUUCGAGCUCCGAUGAUGAUGAUGACGAUAGUUCAGGAGAUGGAAGCGAAUCCAGCUGCUCCGACUUGAAACACCUCUUUGAAGAUGCCGAGUUAAAACCCCCAAAGGUUGAGACUAAGAUCAAGGAUGCUCUGACAAAAGUUAUCACUUCAGCUUCUCUAAAAGACAAGUUACCCACUAAACCAAUUUGUUGCGUUUGCUUGGGCGAUCGAAGUGAUGAUACCAACGAAGUUAUCGAGUGUGACAGCUGUGGAGUUUCUGUUCAUGAGGGUUGCUACGGUGUAAGUGACACAGCCAGUGUGUCCAGCACAACAUCAUCUUGCUCAACCGAACCAUGGUUUUGUGAAGCAUGCCGCGCUGGAGUUACGAAUCCUUCGUGCGAGCUUUGUCCAAAUAAAGGUGGCAUAUUCAAGGAAACAGAUGUAGGCAAAUGGGUACAUCUGGUGUGUGCCCUUUAUGUCCCGGGAGUGGCCUUCGGAGAAGUAGAUCAACUUUCUUCGGUGACACUCUUCGAAAUGCAGUACAGUAAGUGGGGAGCCAAAACCUGCACGCUUUGUGAAAAUGAGCGUUUCUCUAGGACUGGCGUUUGUAUUGGUUGUGAUGCUGGCAUGUGCAAAACAUUUUUCCAUGUCACUUGUGCACAGGCCGCGGGAUUUUUAUCCGAAGCACAUUCGGAGGAAGCAGAUCACGCGGACCCCUUCUACGCACACUGCAAAGUGCAUUCGGACAAAACUAUGAUAAAACAUCGAAAAAGGCAUUUCAACUCCAUAAAACUGGUAAUGGAGCACAAGAAUCUGGAAAAGCAAGAACACAAAAACGAUAAUCCAACACCAGGUCAAGUAAGAAUUCAGAGAAAGUUGGCCAAGUAUCAAAACAAAUACCGCAACAAUAAACAUCUGAAAAUAGAACCAUGGGUUCCGACUCAAAAGAUAUCAAGAUUACUCACCACCAGCGCCACUGCGUGCAACCGCCUCCUUAUGAAGGCUGAAAUAAUGGAUGUUGAUAUAGCCGCAUUAGAAUUACAAGAAGCUCAGAUCUCAGCCCUUACAGACAUUCGAAAGAAGUGGCAUAUAGCGCCAGCAUUUAGUGUGGAAUUUAUAGGCUAUUAUCUAGAUCGAAUUUCACGCAUUAAAGAACUCAAAGGCAAUUUAGAGCAGAUGAUUGACGCGAACACUAAUCUUUUGGGGGACCAACAGAGUCUCCGCGAUGAGUACGAUUUGAAGGUGAAAUCGAAUGCUGAUUUGAAAUCAAAGCACGAAGCAUUGCAGGCCAGUGUUCGUGAAAUGCACAAACAGAUAGAAUCACUAUGUCCAAGCAAAACAAUGCCAACUUUAGAAAACAUCGGGCGACAGGUAGCGGCACCAAGUCCUAUAGUGACUCCGCCUUCCCGUCCAAUGUCCGUACCAACAGCAGCUGCCCUCAAAAUGGGAGUUGGUUUCCCACUGGCACAUCUUCCUGGAAUAAAGGAUGACACAGGUCGUGUAUUAAGCACCCAAUCACAGAACAAGACGGCUCUGGUACACGAGUGUGGUAUAUGCAAACGCUGCAAUGACCAGCAUUUGCUAGCCAAGUGUGAUACCUGCCAUUUCCACUACCACUUAGGAUGCUUAAACCCACCACUCACACGUCACCCCAAAAAAUCAAAGCUCUAUGGUUGGCAGUGUUCCGAAUGUGAUAAGUCCGAAGACUCCGAUGCGGUCCCGGACAUGCCUAAGGGACCAAGAAAAUCACGUACGCGCUUCAGUAAAGACGGAACGAUUGUGCCGGCCGAUCCAAAUCUCUCCAGCUCAAAUCCCGAAACAAGCAUGUCCCCAAAAUCAAUUUCACCCGUCAAGAGAAGAUCAACCGAUACAAGCAUUCGGAUGGGGCCAAAAAGAUCAUCAUUAGAAUUCACUCAGAAUGGAAAAUCUCUCGCUUCUCUCCCAGCACCCAAACCCCUGCGAAAAUCUCUCGAUGCACCCAAGAAAAUAGAGGAUACAAUCAAUGCCGCAAAAAGACCCCGAUCCAAAAUAAUAGACUACAGUCCCCUGAUAACACACAAUCCACAAGUUGUUCUCGAGGAUGCUUUGAAAUCAGUGUCUGUGAAAAAGUUCGCAUCUAUAUCGAAUUUUCCAGAAUUUUCCGAAGCAGUGAGCGAAGCACAAAAGAAUUCAGCGAAAGAAGAUCCAUUGGCCACGACUUCAGAGGAUGCAAAGUUACUGUCUAAAGGUGCUCUGGAUUUGAGUUCAGUUCAAGCCCUAACUACCAGUCAAAGCACAAGUGCUAGCGCAUUAACUAGCCUCGAUAGCUCUAUUGGCUUUGAAACAGGCAAAGAGUUCCACAACAAAAACCGCAAGAAGCGCAGCAAAGAUAAACACAAAAGCAAGUAUUCGUCGGACAACGAAAAGUCCCCAUCGAAGGAGCACAAGCGAAAACGUAAAAAGAAGAACCACGACAAUGAAAACCCCAAUGACAAUGAGCCAGCUAUUCCUAAAAUUAAAAUUAAAUUCAAAACAUUGCCACUACCAGGGGAGGUAGCACCAGAAGCACACUUUUUUUAUGUUUCUGCCGAUAUGGUGCGUUCGCGACCAACAUCUGUUGAAACUGUAGAAGAUUUAACACUUAAUGCGGAUGAUAAUUCACAGAAUAAUAUUUCGGCAUCACCUGAAGUUGUGAAAUCAUCACCUGAAGUUACAAAAACUCCUGUUAAAACGCCCAGUAAAAUAGCACAAAGUUUAACGUCAAGCACAAAAGUAGUUCCACCUCCUGCCGUCCGCCAAGUAUCACCGCGAAAGGCUAACAAAAGGACUUCCCUAAGCUUGUCUUCGUCAUCGAGUUCGCAGCAUCCGCCGAAAGAUGUUAUAUGUGAUGUUUGUAAAGAAUCAGGAACACCACAGAAUCUUGUCUUUUGUGACGAAUGCCGUAAAAACUAUCAUUUUACAUGUCUUGAUCCACCGCUUAAGAAAACACCCAAACGCAGAGGUUAUUCCUGGCACUGCGCAGAUUGUGAUCCAACUGAUGUUGAAACAACGUAAUCAUGUACAAAGAGACACUAAGAAAAAGCUAUAAGUUAGAAUAUAAAAUUCAUCACUCCUACAAAAACCAUAACAAAAAUUAAAAAAAAAAAAACAUUUAAAAAUUUAACAAACAAUUCAUAAAGCUUGAGGAGCAAAUCAGAAAUUCGAAAUAAGUCGGAUUAAAUUGUGUAUUUAGUAUUAAAUAAAUUUUUUAGUUUCCAUAUUAAUUUCUACAAGAUUGCAAGAACUAAAUUUUUGAUUCUAAUUUUAUCUGAACCUAUUUAUUUUUUUGAUAAAUCGUACAUCGUGUAUCACAGAAUUAUAUUUAUUUCUAUAAAACUUCGAAUGUAUUUGCUUCAAAACAAUAAAAAGUUGUCCCUGUAAAUCUGUGUAAAAAUGAAUUUAUUGUUCAAAUUUAACGGUAAAUAUAAAUAAAACUAAAACUGUCAGUAUUUAAACAUGUA